ACGGGUGCAGAACCUGCGCAAUAUGCUGUAAAUAGAAAUACAUAUCUGUAUUGAUACCGAGCUGUGUAAACCGUGUCACCGACCUCCCCACCAGCCCCGUCUCCACACUCUGCUUCCUCCCGUGCUGGGCCGGGGCACAGAACCGGGAAAAGGAACGGGGAUAAUUUACUAGCUCCUCCCACCGGUACCUGAGCUCAGAGGACCAGGAAAUCAAGUGACUACAGCGGAGGCGUGUGAUUGGCGGAAUACAUAAAGGGGCGGGGCAGAAAGUUGAAGAAUUAGGAAUUGGCGCCAAUUUCACAGACAUUUACUGUAUAGCGGCUUUGUCUGUUCCAGAGCAAGGAAUAAACCCAGUCCCACCUGAUUCCACAUCACAGGGAGCCCAAAGCCGGAUUUGGGGAGAGGAGCAGGAUCAUCAGAUCCCAUUACUGAGGCCCCUAUAGAGAACACAGGGCCACAUUAUCUGCUUCCACCAACCAGCCAAUGGAAAGGACCAAGAGGACUCAGGCAAGUGUCAAUCAGAGCAGAAUGGAAGCCAGUGAUUACUUUGUCUCCCAGUUGCCGGAUGAGUUGGCUUUGCGCAUCCUCUGGUACCUUGAUGGCAAGGAUAUCCUACAGGUGGCACAGACUUGCCAGCGCUGGAGACAGUUGGCUGAGGAUGAAGGCCUGUGGCAGGGAAAGUGCAAGGCUGAUGGCAUUGAGGAGUACAUGAGCACAGCUACAGGCUCUAGGCCCCCCACUCCAUGGAAAAGCACUUACAUCCGUCAGCUCAGGAUUGAUUCCAACUGGCGCCAAGGGAGGUUCGGAACAAUCACAUUGAAUGAAGAUAACCCGAUUGUCCUGUGCAGUCGCUGGGACUUUGAUGGGAAGGAAAUGGUUUAUGUUGAAUAUGAAAAGACAAUACAAAUCUGGUCGGCAGUUACAGGCGAGUGUCUGAGGACUCUUGUUGGACACACUGAUGAUAUCUAUGUAAUGAAAAUGAGAGAUAACAUCAUUGUCAGUGGAUCAAAGGACCGGACAGUAAAAGUGUGGAAUGCAGAGAGCGGGGAAUGUAUACACACUCUGUGCCAUACUGAUGCCGUGUGUUGUGUAUAUUUCCAUGAGAGAAGGGUAACGAGUGGCUCACGUGACGGCACCAUCAGAAUUUGGGAUAUUGAGACCGGACAGUGCUUACAUGUUCUCAUGGCAGAACUACACAUCACAUAUAUUCACUAUGAUGGUCAGAGGGUGGUGAGCAUUGAUGUCAGAUCCAACCUCAAAAUCUGGGACCCCGAGACUAAGAGCUGUUUGGUCACUUUCCCUAUUCCCAGUGACAGUGUCCGACACUCAGAGCUGAAAGACAGGCGUCUAUUACUGGCCAGUGACAAUGGAACAAUAACAGUGUGGGACACAGACACAGGGCAUUGCAUCCAAACGAUAAUGGAGCUUCAGCGCUACAUAGCAGCAAUAUCACUGAGGAUUAAUAUACUUCUGUCAGGAGAUGGACUACCUCCCGGUUUUAAUUGGAGGAAAUUCGAGCGUUAUAUGAAAAAUGUGCGACUCCGCAGGAAUUUUGUGAUAAGCAACACAGGGUUUGGGCCAGUGCCGCUCUGGGAGUUUGGGCCCGAUUUAGUCUGGGACAAGAAAGCAGACAGAUUUUUGUACCGCUUGAUGAGAAAAAAUGAACUUAUAUAUUUUUUCAGGAUCACUCAAGCAAAAAUCAUCGGUGUUAUUGGGGGGAGAGAGGAUCUAGAGGAGGUGAUCGUGUUGGACUUUGACAAUUCAGAGCCGUGGAGGAGAUAAGGGUUAAAUUUAUACAUUAUGUAAAACCUGCAACAUGUCCGCGUCUCAUUAAAGGACAGGGAAAGCCAAUUUGUUAAUUACGUCAAGAUGUUAGUCACCUCCCAGUAAAAUAAUUCACUGUGUUGUUCCCCAGGGUGGUGCUUUUCAGGAGAAACUGAAAUUGCUGCUGGCGGUAUCUAACGUUUUGCCCCCACUAUAGAAUUGCUGUUCAUUGUUACAUAAGAGAUUCCGUUUAUAUUAUACUGUAUUGUUGUUAAGAGAUCUAAACACACCCUGACACACACACACAAAUAUAUAUAUAACUAUACAGUUAUUAACAACAUAAUGUUGAUGUUAUUGCCCACACUAUUUGUAAGCCCGUAUGUACACAAAAAGAGGUGGGGCAUUAUGUAGCCACGCCCUGUUUCUAAAGCAUUUGCCUGUGGUUCAGCAGCACAUAACUCCCUGGAAAUGUCUGAGUUAUAACUGUUGCACUUCCCAUUUCAGGUCAGGUUUCAGUUAAACCUAUGGGCACCUUUGCACUUGUUCCAAAUAAAGCACCAGCUGUGCCACAAAUGUGUCGCUCUUUA
This is a messenger RNA of Xenopus laevis (African clawed frog), 2351 nucleotides long. Its product is annotated as F-box/WD repeat-containing protein 7. The transcript has 2 exons. Lineage: Eukaryota; Metazoa; Chordata; Amphibia; Anura; Pipidae. The coding region runs from base 484 to 1782 and encodes 432 amino acids. The record is from RefSeq and is a predicted model, not a curated record.